Molecule: messenger RNA, 1352 nt
Organism: Capsicum annuum
Lineage: Eukaryota; Viridiplantae; Streptophyta; Magnoliopsida; Solanales; Solanaceae
Product: zinc finger CCCH domain-containing protein 14
Exons: 3
Coding region: 254-1141 (295 amino acids)
Molecular function (GO): mRNA binding; metal ion binding
Source: RefSeq, a predicted model, not a curated record
AUUUUCAGAAAAUCCCGCGCGGAUUCCAAAAUUCAACUCUUAACUAAAUUUAAAUCCCUAUUUUCAAAUCCGAAAAAACUCAUAUACUCUUUCCACCGCCCCCAUUUCUUCUUCCUCCUCACAAAACCCUAAAUCUACUUCUCGGGUUUCCGGUUCUGACCCGUUGAUUUUCCCUCCGUAUUCUUGUUAGUUUUCCUAAUUUUUUGUUCAGUUUUUUUUGUAGUAGCUUUUGUUUAAUUGCUGAAUUUGAGCUAUGGAUUUCCGGAAAAGGAGUAGAAACGAUGGUGUUGGUGCUGUUAAUGUCAAUGGCGGUGCGAAGAAAUAUAAGUCAGAAUUGGACUCCUUAACAAGUGGUGUAGGCAGCAAAUCAAAGCCAUGCACGAAGUUCUUCAGCACUGCUGGCUGCCCCUUUGGUGAGAGCUGUCAUUUCCUUCAUUACGUCCCUGGUGGCUAUAAUGCAGUGGCCCAGAUGAUGAAAUUGGCACCAGCUCCAUCAUUGAGAAAUGCUGCAGCACCUCCCAAUUCCAAUGGUAAUGCUGCUCCUGUUAAAACCAAACUUUGCAACAGGUUCAACACUGCAGAGGGAUGCAAAUUUGGAGACAAAUGCAAUUUUGCUCACGGGGAGUGGGAAAUUGGAAAGCCUACCAUUCCCUCACAGGAGGAUCCACGUGCAAUGGGGUUUGGUUCUAUGCCAGGUCGUUUUGGUGGGCGGAUGGAGCCUCCUGUUUCAGGACCUGCUGCUAGCUUUGGUACGUCAGCCACUGCAAAGAUCAGUGUAGAUGCUUCUCUGGCUGGAGCCAUCAUUGGGAAGAGUGGGGUCAACUCUAAGCAGAUCUGUAGGCAGACAGGAGCCAAGCUGGCUAUCCGCGAUCAUGAAGCAGAUCCAAAUCUCCGAAACAUUGAGUUAGAGGGCACGUUUGAACAAAUUUCACAGGCUAGUGCGAUGGUAAGGGAGUUGAUCAGCAGCCUUGGUCCAGUAGGUGGUCCUGGAAGAGCACAUGGAAAUCCGGGUGGCCCUGCUCCUCCAAUAAACAACCUCAAGACAAAGUUGUGUGAGAAUUUUGCUAAAGGGUCUUGCACUUUUGGAGACAAGUGUCACUUUGCCCAUGGUGCUGCUGAAUUGCGGAAAACAGGGGUGUGACCGUAAUACUUUUUUUUGCAGUACCUAGCUUUUUAGCGCGUCCAGUUGGUGUUCCCCGUUGUAUUAUCCUUAGUUCUGGGCUGUGGUUAUGCAAUGCAACUUCGUGCGUGAAACUGAGCAUUGUUUUAGUAUUCAGGCAGGGUUUAUGAUGACAUUUUAUAAAAAGCAGAAAUUCUAGUGCAGUAAUAUGCAUGUUUGGGUUAGAAGCUUA